UGCUUUGAAAGCACCGUAGCCGAAGAGUUUCUUUCCUUUCCCUCGUUAUCGUUCACGCGCCAACACUUUCCCUUGGUUUCUCGUCAAAUUUUCUCGCCAAACAAACCUGUUAUCAUUACCUUUCAUUUUCAUAUACACUCUCUCACUCUUUUCAAAUUACCAUAGCAACCAGAACCUGAAAGCUUUGCUCCAUCACCGGUAAAUUUAAAAAGUUAAAGCCCUAUUCUUCGUCAUUCAGAUCUCCCUUUUUGCUUACUCCGACAGGUUUAGAUCUGCUGGUUCGGUUCCAUGAGUCGCUACGAUUCUAACCCUUUCGAAGAGGAAGAGGUCAAUCCCUUCGCGGACCAAGGAGGUAGAGGGAAGGGAUUGGGGCAAUCAAAUUAUGGCGGAGGUGCUUUUUACAUGACAAAUCCUGGAAGUGUUCCCCCAGCAACCUCAAGGCUUUCACCCCUACCUCCUGAACCUUAUGAUCGUGGUGCAACAAUCGAUAUUCCUCUUGACAAUGCAAAGGAUAUAAAAGCAAAGGAGAAAGAACUUCAAGCAAAAGAAGCCGAAUUAAGAAAGAGAGAACAGGAACUGAAAAGGAAGGAAGAUGCUAUUCAACGAGCUGGUAUUGUUAUAGAGGAGAAAAAUUGGCCACCGUUUUUCCCUAUUUUCCAUCAUGACAUUGCAAAUGAAAUACCGAUUCAUCUCCAAAGGAUCCAAUAUGUUGCAUUUACAACAUUUUUGGGUUUGAUUGUGUGUCUUUUGUGGAAUAUUGUUGCUGUUACUACGGCCUGGAUCAAAGGAGAAGGUCCAACAAUAUGGUUUCUGGCUAUCAUAUACUUCAUUUCGGGGGUUCCUGGAGCAUAUGUUUUGUGGUAUCGCCCCCUUUAUCGUGCAAUGAGGACUGACAGUGCUUUGAAGUUUAGUUGGUUUUUCUUGUUUUAUCUGCUCCAUAUUGGCUUUUGCAUCUUUGCUGCAGUUGCUCCUCCAAUUAUUUUUAAGGGGAAAUCUCUCACAGGUAUUCUGCCUGCAAUAGAUGUGUUAGGUGAUCAUGCUUUGGUCGGGAUUUUCUACUUCAUUGGAUUUGGACUGUUCUGUCUUGAAUCACUGCUCAACAUUUGGGUUAUUCAGCAAGUAUACAUGUACUUCCGAGGCAGUGGUAAGGCUGCAGAGAUGAAACGUGAGGCUGCUAGAUCAACUAUGAUGGCAGCACUAUGAUAUGGUGGCCUUCAUUUUGGGGAAGGUACUUAGGAACACCGGGCGAUUUUCCAACAUCCAAUUUCUUCGUUUGCCCAUUCCUUCAUCGGUUCGAUUCACAGCUUGUUUUGUAGUUAUUCUUGAUGUUUUUUAAUAUGUUGUUAAUUAGAGAGGCAUGUUCAAGGACCAGAUGAUUGAGAUGGGAUACUUGUUACAAACUUAGUUGUGCAGUCAGAGAUAGUUGCAUCUUUGAGUCCCAUCUUAAGUAUUGUUUUCUUUCACAUUUGAUUUUUAUUAAAAAAAAAAGCGAUUGUUUCUCUCUC
Molecule: messenger RNA, 1505 nt
Organism: Humulus lupulus (European hop)
Lineage: Eukaryota; Viridiplantae; Streptophyta; Magnoliopsida; Rosales; Cannabaceae
Product: secretory carrier-associated membrane protein 1
Exons: 13
Coding region: 289-1203 (304 amino acids)
Biological process (GO): protein transport
Cellular component (GO): trans-Golgi network membrane; recycling endosome membrane
Source: RefSeq, a predicted model, not a curated record